UUGUUGCUCUCAAUUAGUCAAUUACCGACACAUCUUCAUCUUCAUUAAGCUAUCACAAAGACAACAUUAGUAACAAAAUAGAACAAAAAAAUAUCUCUUUAAUCAAAUUUCCAAAGUACAACUAAAGAUGGGAGAACAUAGAGAAAGGUAUGCAGUGGUGACUGGAUCGAACAAAGGAAUUGGAUUAGAGAUAGUAAGGCAAUUAGCUUCAGCUGGAAUCAAAGUGGUGCUUACAGCAAGAGAUGAGAAAAGAGGUCUUCAUGCUUUGGAAACACUCAAAGCAUCUGGUUUAUCUGAUUUUGUUGUAUUUCAUCAACUAGAUGUGGCUGAUGCUGCAAGUGUAGCCUCUCUUGCAGAUUUUAUCAAAUCUCAAUUUGGCAAACUUGAUAUUCUGGUUAACAAUGCUGGGAUUAACGGAAUUGAAAUUAAAGACAGUGAUUUAUACAGUCAAGUACUCAUUACGAACGGGGCACAAUCUGAUGAGGAAUUGAGAAGGACAAUGACAUAUACAUUUGAGUCAGCUAAAGAAUGCAUAGAAAUAAAUUAUUAUGGAGCUAAAAGAACAUUUGAAUACCUUCUUCCCCUCCUUCAAUUAUCUGAUUCACCAAAAGUAGUCAAUGUAUCAUCAGGAUUGGGCAAGAUAGAGUUUGUAUCGAAUGAAUGGGCUAAAGGAGUCUUCAGUGAUGUUGAAAAUCUUACAGAAGAGAGAAUAGAUGAAGUGAUAAAGGAGUUUAUCAAAGAUUUUGAAGAAGGGUCCUUAGAAAGAAAAGGUUGGCCUAGAUAUUUGGCUGCCUAUACUGUUGCUAAAGCUUCUAUGAAUGCUUACACAAGAAUUACUGCAAAGAAGUAUCCUAACUUCUGCAUCAAUUGUGUUUGCCCUGGUUAUGUCAAAACCGAUAUAACUGCUAAUACCGGUUUCUUCACAGUGGAAGAAGGUGCUGCUCAUCCUGUUAGGUUAGCACUGCUUCCCAAUGGUAGUCCAUCCGGCGUUUACUAUAUCCGGAAUGAAGUCUAUCCAUUUUGAUUGAUUUUAUAUGGAGAAUGCUAAUAAGUAUCCUUACGACAAUGUUUAAGCAAUAUAAAUAGGGAACUUUAGUAUAGAAAGUGAUCGGUUUAAUACUCGAUCAAAUGUUUGACUUAUUUUUCCAAGACAUUUUUUUUUAUUUUUUUGAAUUCCGUAAACAAUGUCAUUAGAAAGCUUGUUGGCGUGAACUAUUCAUGUUAUUUAUAGGGAAAUGUUAACUAGUGUCCACGGGGCACUGGUUAAGGAUCUUAAAUAGUAA
This is a messenger RNA of Medicago truncatula (barrel medic), 1283 nucleotides long. RefSeq names its product (+)-neomenthol dehydrogenase. Gene Ontology annotation, cellular component: membrane. Lineage: Eukaryota; Viridiplantae; Streptophyta; Magnoliopsida; Fabales; Fabaceae. The transcript has 5 exons. Gene Ontology annotation, molecular function: oxidoreductase activity, acting on the CH-OH group of donors, NAD or NADP as acceptor. The coding region runs from base 128 to 1024 and encodes 298 amino acids. The record is from RefSeq and is a predicted model, not a curated record.